AUGUUGAAAGGGAUCUUGAACCAUCGAUCAAUUGGAGUCGACUCUCAGUCGUUUAUCAAGAUGCAGAACACCACCGCCAACACCACUGUUGUCAACCCUCGCGAGAAGUUGGCUGCCGAUGUUCAAGAGAACUCCACCGUUGACUCUCAACAUGCAAUUGAGAAAAUCGACGAGGCCUAUGUCGAAGAUGCAACGCCAGUCAUCGACCGGGCCGCCGAGAGGAAACUCGUGCGAAAACAAGAUCUCCUUAUUCUUCCUCUUUUGGGCCUUGGAUACUUGAUGGGUGUAUUGGACCGAAGCAACAUUGGAAAUGCCCGUCUCAUGGGCAUCCAGCAAGAUCUCAAUAUGACAAAUCAUCAGUUCUUUCAGGUUCUGAUGGUUACCUAUAUCGGUUUCCUGGUUCUUCAGACCCCUGCAGCACUUCUGAUGAAAAUAUUGGCUCCCCGCUGGGUUCUCGGCGGUUCGAUCACAAUGUUUGGCAUGGUCGCCGCCUUGUUCGCAGUGGCCCGCGGUUUCGCUGAUCUAAUUGGUCUUCGUCUGGUACUGGGGUUUGGCGAGGCUAUUGUCCCACUGUCUUUCUUGUAUCUCAGCAUGUGGUAUAAGCAUGACGAACUCGCUUUGAGAGGCGGUCUGAUCUAUUGGUCGACUAGUGUCGCUAGCUUUGCAGGCGGCUUGAUCGCAUAUGGUGUGGACAAGAACGUCCACAACGCUCACGGCAUUAGAAGCUGGCAAUGGUUGUUCAUUGUAGAGGGAGUUCCAACUGUCGCUAUUGGUCUCCUCAUCAUGGCGCUGUUGCCAGGAUAUCCGGACAAAGUCGUCGCCAAGGGGCAUUUCUUAUUCAAUAGCUCCGAGAAUGAACUUCUUCUCGCGCGAAUCAAGGCCAGUCAGAAUACAGCUGGUGCUAAAGUGGUUCCCCGCCAAAUCUGGAUUGCGAUCAAGGAUCCCAAAACAUAUCUAGGAUCACUGAUGCUUACUGCGGUGGGAACCAGCGCUGCCGCGUUCUCUGUCUUCUUACCGACGUUCAUCAACGCCUUUGGAUUCGAUCGACUCACUUCUCAACUCUACACCAUCAUCCCCUACAGCUUCGCGGUGGUGUCGAUGCCUCUAGCAUGUUGGCUGUCAGAUAAAUACCAGCAACGUGGGAUUGCAAUGGCCGGGUGUCUUGGCUGCUGUCUCAUUGGCAUCAUCAUCAUCCUAGCAUCCCCAAAUCCCACUGUAUCCAUGGCAGGCACCUGCUUUGUUGCCGCUGGCACAUAUCCAGGAAACCCCAUCGCCGUCGCCUGGAUCAGCACCAUCCACGGAGGAUACACCAAGAGAAGCACCGUCUAUGGUAUCCAACAGAUUUUCAUCAACAGUUUCAUCAUCAUGGCAACCCAAGUCUUUGACACCCCACCCAAGUUCUACAAAGGCAAUGGCAUCCUGCUAGGCAUCUUCGUUGUCGCCUUUUCUUGCACUGCCAUUCUGUACUUUUGGCUGAGACACGAAAACCGCAAACGCGAUGCUGCAGCCGAGGCCCGUCGUAAUGGAACUGCACCACCACUGCCAGAUGAUAUUGGUGACUUUGAGACUCUCUGUGAUUAUCAUCCAAACUGGAGAUAUCCUCUGUGA
Molecule: messenger RNA, 1608 nt
Organism: Exophiala mesophila
Lineage: Eukaryota; Fungi; Ascomycota; Eurotiomycetes; Chaetothyriales; Herpotrichiellaceae
Exons: 5
Coding region: 1-1608 (535 amino acids)
Biological process (GO): transmembrane transport
Cellular component (GO): membrane
Molecular function (GO): transmembrane transporter activity
Source: RefSeq, a predicted model, not a curated record